This is a messenger RNA of Ichthyophthirius multifiliis, 633 nucleotides long. RefSeq names its product protein kinase domain protein. Gene Ontology annotation, molecular function: protein kinase activity; ATP binding. Gene Ontology annotation, cellular component: spindle pole centrosome; spindle microtubule; spindle midzone. Gene Ontology annotation, biological process: mitotic spindle organization; regulation of cytokinesis; protein phosphorylation. The transcript has 2 exons. NCBI's taxonomy places the organism in Eukaryota, Ciliophora, Oligohymenophorea, Hymenostomatida. The annotation marks the transcript as partial. The record is from RefSeq and is a predicted model, not a curated record.
AUGAAUAGAAAAUAUUUAUAUAUAAUAAACAAAGAAAAGUAAAAAACAAAUAUAAUAAAAUAUAUUUAAUUUUAUUAGUAUAUAUUAUUUCUAAAAUUAUUUUAUAUAUAAAGUUAUUAACAUGUAAAAGAAAGCGUUAAAUAAAUAUAUUUGAAUAAAAAUUUUGAAAAUGAUUUUAAAAAAUAUUAUGAUGAUAAUUCGAAUUCUUCUUCAAAUAAUAAUUCCAAAAAAAAUAUAAAAAACUAUUAAUUUAUAACAUCAAAAAAAUCUAACUUAGGACAUGGUGCAUAUAGUCACGUGAAACUUGCAAUAGAUAAUUAUUCUGGUAAAAAAGUUGCAAUUAAAUGUGUAAAAAAAAAAUAUAUAUUUAAAUUAUGUUCUAUUGAAAAUUUAAAAAGAGAAAUUAAACUAUAAAAAAAAAUGAUUCAUUAAAAUAUUUGUAAACUUUUUAGUUUUUUCGAGGAUAAACAAAAUGUAUAUUUAGUUCUCGAGUAUUGUGAGAAAGGCAAUUUAUUUUAAAUAUUAAAAAAGUCUUAAUUUUUUUUAGAAAAAACUGCUUUUGCUUUUUUUUUUUAAACAUGUUUGGCUAUUGAUCAUUUACAUAAAAAUGAUAUAAUACAUAGAGAUUUAAAA